AAUCCAUGCACUCUGAGCUCUAUAUAAGAGCUUGUCAUACACAAAAACAGUUUUAUUCUCUAAAGAUCCAGAUGCGAUAACUGUCCUUAUAGUGCAUAAAACAGCUGAACAACAAACCAGGAUUACAGUCACUGAAAGAUCUACGUGAACUGCAAUCAUGGCACCUAUUUUACUGAACAGCAUGAGAAAAGAACACAGUGAUUACAUUCAACAGGUAGAGUAUGUGAUGAACCCUCACCUGGACAGCAUGGAGGAGGACAUUCUGUACCACUUCAACCUGGGAACCAAAACCCACGAUCUGCCACACAUGUUUGGAGAUGUGAAGUUUGUGUGUGUUGGAGGAAGUGCAAAUCGGAUGAGAUCUUUUGCUCAGUUUAUUCAUGAGCAGCUGGAGUUGCCGGGCAACACUGCAGACAUCAAAGACAUCUGUGAGGGAACUGACAGAUACUCCAUGUAUAAAGUUGGACCAGUGCUGUCCAUCAGUCAUGGCAUGGGUGUGCCUUCCAUCUCCAUCAUGCUACAUGAGCUCAUUAAACUGCUCUAUCAUGCCCGCUGCCGUGAUGUCAUCAUAUUCCGCAUCGGCACGUCAGGCGGAGUGGGUCUAGCUGCAGGUACUGUGGUGAUCACAGAUAAAGCCGUGGACUCGUUCUUCAGACCGAUGUUUGAGCAGGUGGUUUUGGGUAAAGUGAUCAUCAGAAGCACAGAGCUGGACAAAGAUGUGGCCAAAGAUCUGCUGAAAAAUUCCUCUGAACUGCCAGAUAUUCCCACUGUCAUUGGAAACACAAUGUGCACACAUGACUUCUAUGAAGGCCAGGGCCGAUUGGACGGAGCCCUGUGCUCGUUCUCCACUGAGGAGAAACUGGAGUAUCUGAGGAAGGCAUAUGAUUCAGGCGUCAGAAACAUUGAGAUGGAAUCCACUGUCUUUGCUGCCAUGUGUCGUGUAUGCAAUCUUAAAGCUGCAGUGGUGUGUGUGACUCUUUUGAAUCGGUUUGAGGGCGAUCAGAUCUCCACACCUCAUGAUGUUCUGCUGGAGUAUCAGCAGAGGCCACAGCGUCUGGUGGCCCAUUUCAUCAAGAAACGUCUCGGACUCAUCUCAUAAAUCCUGUGAUGAACCUCUGUACUGUAAAUAAUACUGUUCAUAGUGUAUACAGUAUGUAUUAUUUAAAGGUUACAUUCACAUUCAAAUCUUCAGACAUUUUUGUGUAUUAUAACUUGUAAAUCAGCUGUAUGUUUUUAUCCUGGCUGUAUCUUUAAGAAUAUUGAUUUUUUUUUUUUUUUUUUUUUUUAAUCCUAUAAAGUAUAUUAGUCUAGUAGUGACAUCCAGACACAAUUCUGUCUGUCUGAAAUUAAAAUGAGCUUACUUACCAAAUAUCAUCCUUGCGAAUCUUUGUACCGUGAAUUUUAUUUAUUAUAAAUUUAAAUAAUUUCGUACUGUUAUAAUAAAGCCAGCUCAUAAUGUUGUCUCUGGUUGACCUCAUGUAUAUAUGCAGUUUUAGCAACAAUGGCAUUAUAAUAAUUCUAAAUAUAUAAUAAGUAAAUAUACCAGUGGAUGUCUGUUUAAAAAUAAAGUAUGAUACUCUUUAUUCACGCAUUUAAACUGUUCAACAACUCA
Molecule: messenger RNA, 1612 nt
Organism: Myxocyprinus asiaticus (Chinese sucker)
Lineage: Eukaryota; Metazoa; Chordata; Actinopteri; Cypriniformes; Catostomidae
Product: uridine phosphorylase 2-like
Exons: 8
Coding region: 158-1099 (313 amino acids)
Biological process (GO): nucleotide catabolic process; uridine catabolic process
Cellular component (GO): cytoplasm; cytosol
Molecular function (GO): uridine phosphorylase activity
Source: RefSeq, a predicted model, not a curated record